UCAAAAAACCAUAAUAAGUGCCACAACAAGACCGGGGCUUAGCAGCUCACCAACCAUAACCAAAAACAGCAGCACUAGUUAUGAAUGUGAUAACGUCCUGAGUGAAGGGCUUUCAUUCUUCACUGAACACAGAAUUAUCAUAUAUUCUUCCCUCUCAAUGAACCAGUACUGUGAACUAGUCUAGUCUGAUGGGUAUGGCUACACGUGUCCCCUUUGUCUCCGCUACCCUUUCUCCCAACCAAUGUCAUAAAUACUGCUUACCUUCCUCAUUAAAGCUGCUGACCUCUCUUCAAUUUUCUCAUUCUUCUUCACUGUCACUUGCAACACACAAGAGGGUGAGAACUAGAACCAGUGUUGUAGCCAUGGCUGACUCAUCCAGGAGCACUGUGCUUGUUACUGGAGCUGGGGGUCGCACAGGAAAAAUUGUUUAUAAAAAAUUACAAGAGAGGUCAAGCCAAUAUAUAGCUAGAGGUCUGGUUCGAACAGAAGAAAGUAAACAGACAAUUGGUGCUUCGGAUGAUGUUUAUGUUGGGGAUAUCAGAGACACUGGAAGUAUUGCUCCUGCAAUUCAAGGGAUAGAUGCUCUCAUAAUCCUAACAAGUGCAGUGCCACUAAUGAAACCUGGGUUUAAUCCAACCAAAGGUGAAAGGCCAGAGUUCUAUUUUGAAGAUGGUGCAUACCCUGAACAGGUGGACUGGAUUGGGCAGAAAAAUCAAAUAGAUGCUGCUAAGGCUGCAGGAGUUAAACAGAUUGUGUUGGUGGGUUCUAUGGGUGGAACAGACCUUAACAAUCCUUUGAAUAGCUUGGGCAAUGGAAAUAUAUUGGUUUGGAAAAGAAAGGCUGAGCAAUAUCUGGCUGAUUCUGGUAUUCCAUACACGAUUAUAAGGGCUGGUGGGUUACAAGACAAAGAGGGAGGUGUUCGGGAACUCAUCAUAGGGAAGGAUGAUGAGAUUCUCAAGACUGAAACCAGAACCAUAGCUAGACCGGAUGUUGCUGAAGUCUGUAUUCAGGCACUAAAUUUUGAGGAGGCCCAAUUUAAGGCAUUUGACUUGGCAUCAAAACCUGAGGGUGCAGGUACACCAACAAGGGACUUCAAGGCUUUGUUCUCGCAGAUCACUACUCGUUUUUGAAUUUGACUGUUGUUGUCACGGUCUAAAUAUCCUUAUCUAUAUUUCGGAUUGAAUCAAAAAAGCUACUAGUGCUACUUACAUUUAUGUGAAAUCCGUCACCAAUGGAGAGACAAACAACUAGCAGAUUUAGUGACGAAAAGUAAUCUGUCUUAAAUUGGCAUGAAAUUCAGAUCCUAAAUCCAUCUCUAAGUUUGUGAGGGAAUAUAUGGCGUUGCUAUGAGUGACGAAAUUUAUCCA
Molecule: messenger RNA, 1367 nt
Organism: Lotus japonicus
Lineage: Eukaryota; Viridiplantae; Streptophyta; Magnoliopsida; Fabales; Fabaceae
Exons: 7
Coding region: 189-1130 (313 amino acids)
Cellular component (GO): chloroplast
Molecular function (GO): oxidoreductase activity
Source: RefSeq, a predicted model, not a curated record